AUGAAAGAGCUGGUUGUGGAGCUUGAUCUUGGAAAGAAUGAUGGAUUGAAGAACAAAGUCCCUGGUCGUCUAACAUCAAGGUUUUGUACAGAAACAAUUGUGGAGAGCUUAGUUUCACUUCACUCGGGUACUUAUGUUAGGGGUGGGCAAGAAAAAUCGGAUCUAGAAAAUGCAGAUUAUGAUCAUCAAUCCUCACCAAAUGAGGUGGUUAUUCAGAAGCGGAUGGAUUUUCCAUUCGAAAAAUAUAUGUUUCUCGCGGUCAUUCAAAUAAUAGGUUCGUGUAAUGGUUUGUUUUUCGUUAAAAUUGGUUUUUUGGAUGUGGUUACUGGUUUGUGGAAUCCAGCUACUAGGGAGUACAAAAUAAUACCAAGGUCAGAAGCACCUAAUGAAAUCGAAUUCGGGAUAGUAAGAAAUUAUGGCUUUGGAUACGACCGCGUGAGGGAUGAGUACAAGUUGGUAACAAUAGUAACAAGCCGUUACUCUUACGAUGAUAUCAUGGUUUCCCGAGUCGAGGUUUAUUCACUGAGUUCAAAUUCAUGGAGAAGAAUUGAUUACAUACCUUACAAAAUUAGAGAUGAACUAACUAAGAGUGUGUGUAUUCACGAUGCUCUACACUGUUUAGCAAAUCCAUGUCCCAUUAGAUCAAGCAACAAGUUUUCACAAGUCUUACUUUGUUUUAACAUGGCAAAAGAAGUAUUUUACGAAUUACCACUGCUACAGAUUUUUGAUGAUGACAAAAAGUUUAAAGAUAACGUAUCGAUAUUUUGGAAGAUUGUUUAUGCAUGCUUGGUAGCCAUUAUAGUGUUUGUUUUGAGGCGCAUACAAUCGUUAAAAAAUGGAGAGAUUUUAUUAGAGAUUCAGUUAGAAAACUGGUUCAGGAAUGCAGCGGUUAUUUUUUAUGACCCGAAACAUGAAAGAGCUAGGAUUGUGGAGAUUGAUCUGGGGAACUAUGAUGUAUGGAGGAACUGUGGUGGAUUAAGUAUUGGUCGUCUAACAUCAAGGUUCUGUACAGAAACUUGUGUAGAGAGCUUAGUUUCACUUCACUCGGAUACUUAUGCUGGGGGUGGACAAGAAAAAUCGGAUUUUUCAUAUGCCUCAAGAAGAUGA
Molecule: messenger RNA, 1107 nt
Organism: Papaver somniferum (opium poppy)
Lineage: Eukaryota; Viridiplantae; Streptophyta; Magnoliopsida; Ranunculales; Papaveraceae
Exons: 3
Coding region: 1-1107 (368 amino acids)
Source: RefSeq, a predicted model, not a curated record